This is a messenger RNA of Salpingoeca rosetta, 3384 nucleotides long. RefSeq lists its product as uncharacterized. NCBI's taxonomy places the organism in Eukaryota, Choanoflagellata, Craspedida, Salpingoecidae. Gene Ontology annotation, molecular function: nucleic acid binding. The record is from RefSeq and is a predicted model, not a curated record. Gene Ontology annotation, biological process: DNA integration. The coding region runs from base 1 to 3312 and encodes 1103 amino acids. The transcript is spliced from 2 exons.
AUGGAGCUGCCGCCGCACUUCACCGACAUCGGCGACGGCGCUCAACGCUACGCGGGCAAGGUGUGCCGGCUGCUCAAGCCGCUCUACGGUCUCAAGCAAGCUGGCCGUGCAUGGGCCAAGAAGCUGCACACCUUCCUCAAGACCAACGGAUGGGCGCAAAGCAACGUCGACGCUUGCCUCUUCACCAAGCUCCACGACGACGGACAGCGCACAUGGAUCAUCACGUACGUCGACGACCUCAUCAUCAGCGGCAGCAGCGAGCGCCACAUCCGUGCCUGCAAGCAGCAGAUCAAGGAGAGCUUCGAGGCUGAGGACCUGGGCCCGCUCACCUGGUACCUGGGCCUUCACCUGACGUCACCAGCUGACGGGGUGUUGCACAUUGCGCAGACACAGGCCAUCAACGACAUCAUCAACGACUACAACCUGGCAGCGGCAGCCAGCGUGUCCACGCCCAUGCGUGUUGGCAUCGACGCCUCCAGCAUCAGCGAGCAGCCCGACCGACGCCUGCCUUUCCGCAACCUCGUCGGCUCGCUCCUGUACCUGGCCAACCGCACGAGACCAGACGUCAGCUUCGCGUGCGGGCUGCUCUGCCGUUACAUGGACCGUUACACGACGGUCCACUGGCAGGCAGCCAAGCACGUCCUGCUCUACGCAGACAUCGCCGGUCCGCUGGAGGAGACGUCGCUGCGAGGUGCACGCUACGCGCUGACCUUCAUCGACGACUGCACGCGCUUUGCCUGGACGUUCCUCAUCCGGCACAAAAACGACGUCGGUGCGGCCCUGGAGCAGCUGCGCAAGGACCGUCACGUCGUCAACGCGCUCCGAGGCGCCACGCUGCAGACGGACAGCGACGCCGUCUUCAAGAGCCAGGACUUCACCGACCUGUGCCUGGCCUUCGACAUCAAGCAGCGCUUCUCGCCACCGCACUCGCAGGCCAAGAACGGAUCCGCGGAGCGCAGCUUCCGCACCCUCUUCGAGACGGCGCGUACGAUGCUGUUUGCUGCGGACCUGGACAAGCCGUUCUGGGGCUUCGCCGUGCAGCACGCCACGCUGCUGCACAACAUCGCGCCACGCAGGAGCCUCAAGGACAAGUCACCGUUCGAGGCCCUGACUGGGCACGCCUUUGACGUCAGCCUGCUGCGCGUCUUCGGCUCGCCGGCCUACGUGCAUGUGGAGAAGAGCAGCACGCGGCACAAGCUUGACCCACGCUCACGCGUUGGCGUCUACGUCGGCUUCGCCGAGGAGGACCAGGCCCACGUCGUCUGGAUGCCGGACACGCGACGCGUUGUCCACACCAUCCACGCUCGCUUCGGCGCCAUCAAGAACAAGCAUGCCGCCUCCUCUCAGCAGCAGCAAGAGCAGGACAACAGCGGAGCCUCUGCUUCGCAUGCCAACAAGAUCGCUCAGCGUUCAACCGAGGACAGUGCCACUGGCGCUCCCACUGCACCACGUGCGGGGGAGCCGCAGCUCCAGCCACGCGCCCUUGGCGGCUCCGUCUGGGACCAGCUUCUGGUGUCCGAGACCCUCGGCGACAAGGACACCUCUGGUGGCUCAACCACCACGUGUCACGUUGCCACCAGCGCUGCUGGUACGGGGGAGAAGAUAUCAGCAGUGGGUGGUCAUCUACCAGACAUCGCUGCUGGCAGUGUUGCCACGUCAGCUGAGCCAGCCACCGUCAAGGAGGCGCUUGCCUCGCCAGACUCUGAGGAGUGGCGCCAAGCCAUUCUGGACGAGUUUGCGGCAAUGCAGGCCAAUGACGUCUAUGACGUCGUGCCUCGCGCUGACCUUCCCAAGGGCCACAAGCUGCUCCGCAGCAUGGUUAUCUUUCGGAGGAAGCGCGAUGACCAGGGCAAGGUGAUCAAGUACAAGGCGCGCUGGGUUGCCAAAGGCUACUCCCAGGUCCACGGUGUCAACUACACGGACACCUUUGCCCCGACGGCUACCAUCGCAGCCAUCCGCACCAUGCUCGCCAUGGCCGUCGCGCGUGGCAUGGACAUCCAGCAGAUGGACGUCAACACGGCGUUCCUCAACGCGCCCGUGGAUCACGAGAUCUACGUCCAGCCACCGGCCGUCGACGGCAUCUUCUCGCCGAAUACGGUGCUGCGCCUCAAGCGUGGGCUGUAUGGGCUGAAGCAGAGCCCGCGCCUGUGGAACCACACGCUGGACACCUGGAUGCGCGAGCAGGACUUCGUCGCCACAGCCACGGACGCCUGCAUCUACCGCCGCACCUGCAAGGGUGGCAAGAUGAUGUGGGUUGCCGUCUACGUGGACGACCUGCUCAUCUUCGCCGACAGCGACAGCGACAUGGCCGCGUUCAAGAAGGCCAUCUCCAAGCGCUUCAAGAUGAAGGACCUGGGCAGCCCAGACAUAUGUCUCGGCAUCAAGGUGCAACACGACCGUAAGGCCAGGACCGUCACCAUGAGCCAGGAGCACUACCUGCGCAACGUGCUGGAGACCUUCGGCAUGGCUGACUGCAAGCCUGUCGGCACGCCGCUCUGCACGGGCUACGUCGACAAGCCAGCCGACAAGGAGGAGCCACUCCCGGACGUGCCGUUCCGCGAGCUACUUGGCUCCCUCCUCUAUGCUGCGACGAUGACGCGCCCAGACAUCUCGGCAGCUGUCUCCAUCCUGUCUCGCCGUAUGCAGCACUUCGGCAUGGACCACUGGAAGGCUGCCAAGCACCUUCUUCGCUACAUCAAGGGCACCUUGUCCUACACCAUCAAGUACGCCGCCACUGGCGACGCCAGCAACGGCAGCACUGCCGACGGCGUGCUCUCAGCGUACUCGGAUGCGUCCUUUGCCUCCGACGUUGACACGCGACGUUCCCGCACGGGCUUCGUCGUCUUCUGUUCCACGGGCCCCGUGUCCUGGAACUCCAAGCUGCAGGCCACCGUAGCCACAGCCUCCGCCGACGCGGAGUACAUGGCUCUCGCAGCCACCGCACAGGAGCUCAUGUUCCUUCGCCAACUCCAGGAGGAGCUCACUGGCGCCGUCCUGUGCGAGCCCACGCUCGUCCACACGGACAACCAGCCGGCGCAGCGCGUUGCCGAACACGCCGCCUCGCGCAUGCGGCACAUCCUCGUCAAGUACCACUACAUCCGCGAGUGCGUCGACACCAAGAGGAUUGUGCUGAGCUACCUCGCCACGGAGCACAUGAUCGCAGAUCUCCUCACGAAGAUCCUCCCUCGGCCCAAGACGGCUCAGUUCUGCACGAUGCUGUUCGACCAGCGUCCUCUGCCAGGCUGCCAGCCACGGGCCCGUCCUCAUUCGGGCCGGUCGCCACGUCCUUCGACUCCGCGUCAGGACCUCUGAGUGGCCGCGCACCACAGGACACGCCUUCACUCGGGCCAGCCUUCCACAACAGGCUGCGCACCACAGGCACCA